Rhineura floridana is the source of this 845-nucleotide messenger RNA. It is a transcript of the gene FTH1, whose product is annotated as ferritin heavy chain 1. The transcript has 4 exons. The record is from RefSeq and is a predicted model, not a curated record. Gene Ontology annotation, molecular function: ferrous iron binding; ferric iron binding. Bases 140 to 688 code for a protein of 182 amino acids. NCBI's taxonomy places the organism in Eukaryota, Metazoa, Chordata, Lepidosauria, Squamata, Rhineuridae. Gene Ontology annotation, biological process: iron ion transport; intracellular iron ion homeostasis. Gene Ontology annotation, cellular component: cytoplasm.
GUCGUUUUUAGAACGUUCUGCGAGAGCCGGCCGAGGAGGUUCCUGCUUCAACAGUGAUUGGACGGAACCCAUCCCCGCCUAGGCCCAUCCAGUCUCUGCGCAUUCCUCCAACCAACUACUCCACCACCGCCGCGCUGCCAUGGCUUCGUCUCCUUCCCAGGUGCGCCAGAACUACCACCAGGACUGCGAAGCGGCUAUCAAUCGGCAGAUCAACCUGGAGCUCUACGCCUCCUACGUGUACCUCAGCAUGUCCUACUAUUUUGACCGUGAUGAUGUGGCCCUGAAGAACUUUGCCAAAUACUUUCUUCAUCAAUCCCAUGAGGAGCGUGAGCAUGCAGAGAAACUCAUGAAGUUCCAGAACAGGAGAGGCGGUCGCAUCUUUUUGCAUGACAUCAAGAAACCAGAUCGUGAUGACUGGGAGAAUGGGCUGACAGCAAUGGAGUGUGCUUUGCACUUGGAAAAGAAUGUGAACCAAUCACUUUUGGAACUGCACAAGCUGGCAACUGAGAAAAAUGACCCCCAUUUAUGUGACUUCAUUGAAACCCACUACUUGGAUGAGCAAGUCAAAUCCAUCAAAGAGCUGGGUGACCAUGUGACCAACCUACGCAAGAUGGGGGCACCAACAUCUGGAAUGGCAGAGUACCUUUUUGACAAGCACACCCUGGGAGAAAGUGAUAGUGAAAACUAAGGGCCCUCCCAUGAAUGCUUCAGUGGGACUCUUAACCUUCUUAUUCAGCUGUGCAUGUUUUGUUUAUCCAUAAUACUGCCCAUAACUGUAUAAAACCAACUUUUCUUUUUGUGUUGUAAACUCAAAUGUCCAAUAAAAGUGACUUGGUUCUAAUUAA